AAAAUAUAAAUUCUUGUCAUGUGUAUACUUCUAAGAUAUUGUUCACAAAGAAUUAGUAGAAAUUUAUAUUUGUUUUAAUAUUUAUUCUUUAUUAUGUUUUUUCAUUUGUUUAUCAAUGAUAUUAUACUUAUUACAUUGAAAAUUUAACAAAAUAUAAAUUGAAACUAUCUUUCUUUCUUUCUUUAUACCCUUGAUUUGUUUUCUUAUAUAAAAAGCGAUGUAUAAUACAUGUGAGAUACACGCCGUCAAGCCAAGACACGUCGAUUUAUAUAUAUAGCUCAUUAAGUUAUUUUCUUCUAAAAUUAUAUUAUCUUUGAAAUAUAAAAGUGAAAGUAUGUAAAAAACUGUAAUAAAAAAUAAACAUAUAAUAACCAUUGAAGAAAAGAAAAAUGUUAGAUUUUGGUGUAUAAUCAAAGUUUAUAGUGAAGUGUUAUGAAUAACAAGUUUCAAAUUUUGAAGUGCAUUAGAAAAUUAUAGAAAAUAUUUUUUUUUAAUAUGUAUAGGCAUAUUCUCGCGAUCGAACAACGUAUUUUACAAUGUAAACAUAAUUACAUAAAAGUCAAUAUUAAAAAUGUGGCGCAGCAGUCUGGAAAAUUGAAAGAAUACGAAGGUCGGAAACUUAUCGGGUUUUCAAUGGAACAAAUUUACACUGUGGUAGCAGAUGUAGAAAAUUAUAAGAAAUUUGUACCUUUUUGUAAGAAGUCAGAAAUUAUUUAUAAAAAAGAAAAUUUUCUCAAAGCUAAUUUAGUUAUAGGAUUUCCUCCUCUUACCGAAAGCUAUACUUCUGAAGUAUCAAUGGUACCUUCUCGUCUUGUUAAAGCAGAUUGUACUGACGGUAUAUUAUUUGAUCAUUUGAAAACAUUAUGGAUUUUUAGUCCAGGUUUAAAAAAUAAUGCAAAUACAUGUGUAAUAGAUUUCUCUUUAUCGUUUGAAUUUAAAUCAAUCAUUCAUUCUCAUUUGUCUAAUUUGUUUUUUAAUGAAAUUGUAAGACAAAUGGAAAAUGCUUUUGUUCAAGAGGCAGAAAAGAGAUAUGGUAAACCAUGCUUAAAAACAGUACGAUUAGAAAGAUGACGAAAAUAAGAUAUUUAAUAUAUAUUUAUUGAUAAUUAUAACAAUUGAAAGAAUAAUUAAUUUAUUUUAUUUGAAAACUAUUUAAAUAUUUUAUUUCUGCAAUUAUUUGUUUAAAUAAAA
Messenger RNA from Vespa crabro (European hornet), 1191 nucleotides. Its product is annotated as coenzyme Q-binding protein COQ10 homolog B, mitochondrial. The record is from RefSeq and is a predicted model, not a curated record. The transcript has 3 exons. Gene Ontology annotation, cellular component: mitochondrion. Lineage: Eukaryota; Metazoa; Arthropoda; Insecta; Hymenoptera; Vespidae. Gene Ontology annotation, biological process: cellular respiration; ubiquinone biosynthetic process. Gene Ontology annotation, molecular function: ubiquinone binding. The coding region runs from base 496 to 1071 and encodes 191 amino acids.